This is a messenger RNA of Lindgomyces ingoldianus, 1509 nucleotides long. RefSeq names its product pantothenate transporter liz1. The coding region runs from base 1 to 1509 and encodes 502 amino acids. Lineage: Eukaryota; Fungi; Ascomycota; Dothideomycetes; Pleosporales; Lindgomycetaceae. Gene Ontology annotation, biological process: transmembrane transport. Gene Ontology annotation, cellular component: membrane. The transcript is spliced from 3 exons. Gene Ontology annotation, molecular function: transmembrane transporter activity. The record is from RefSeq and is a predicted model, not a curated record.
AUGCGAAAUGCAGUCGACGUGGAAAAAGAAGACUCGCCCGAAAGAGUUGAAGAUAAGAUUGAAAGUAGAGAAGGGGAAGGAGGAGAAUUAAGACACUCGGAUAUUGACCCGGAACUUGAUAGAAGAGUAAGAAGGAAAUUGGAUAUGCGAGUUGUGCCGCUGGUAAUGUCGCUUUACCUGCUUGCGUUUUUGGAUCGUUCAAAUAUUGGAAACGCCCGCAUCGCCGGAAUGGCCGACGACCUCUCCCUAACCAGCGACCGAUACGACUGGCUCCUAACAAUCUUCUACAUCUCCUAUAUCCUGUUUGAGCCGCAAGUUAUAAUGUGGAAACUCGUGCCUCCCCACAUCUGGGCCACCUUCUGCGUAUUCGGCUGGGGCCUUGUGUCAACCGUACAGGCCGGGAUCCAUACUUGGGCGGCGGAGAUGGCGCUCCGGUUCUUCAUGGGUGUGACUGAAGCUGGGUAUGGGCCGGGAAUCCCUUACUUGCUCUCAUUUUUCUACUUAAGGCAUGAGGUCGGGUUGCGCGUGGGAUUUUUCCUCUCAGCAGCCCCGCUGGCGAAUACGUUUGCCGGAGCGCUUGCAUUUGGGAUUACGAGCGGAAGUCCUGGGAUUGCGAAAUGGAGGGUGCUUUUUUUGGUUGAAGGGUUACCGACGAUUGUUAUGGCGGCAGUGGCUUUUUUCUUUCUGCCGGAUAGUCCGGAGAAAGCGAAGUUUUUGAAUGAGGAGGAGAAGAAAGUGGCCAAGGCAAGGGGCGUGCACCAGGCGGGCAAGGGGACGAGGGUGGGAGGAGUGAAGUGGAAGGAGCUGGGGCAGGGGUUGUCAGAUCCCAAAGGUUGGAUUCUCGGGCUAAUGUACUUCUCCUGCAAUGUCUCCUUCUCCUCCCUCCCAGUAUUCCUCCCAACCAUCCUCAAGGAAAUGGGUUUCUCCGCUAUAAACGCCCAAGGCCUAACCGCGCCUCCCUUCUUCCUCUCCUUCCUUAUCACCAUCCUAACCCCCUGGAUCGCAGACCGCACCCAACAACGCGGCAUCAUGCUCAUCAUACUCACCCUUAUCGGCGGGAUCGGCUACGUGAUCCUCGCAGCAGCGAAAACAGUGGCGGCCAGGUACUUUGGGGUGUUUAUGUCGGCGGCGGGGAUUUUUCCUGCGAUUGCGAAUAUCCUCCCUUGGGUGCUGAAUAAUCAAGGUUCGGAUACACGUCGUGGUGCAGGUAUUGUGCUACUGAAUCUUAUUGGGCAGUGUGGGCCGUUGUUGGGGACAAGGCUUUAUCCGUCGAGUGAGGGGCCGUUCUAUGUAAAGGGGCAGGCAGUGUGUGCGGCGUUUAUGUUCUUCACGACGGUUCUGGUCAUCACGUUAAGAACGAUAUUGGUGUGGGAGAAUAAGAAGUUGGAUCGUGAGUAUGGGACUUUGCAGGAGCAGAAGAGGGCUGCGAGGGAAGCAGAGUUGAGGAGAGAGGGGAGGGGUGAGCUGGCGGUUGAGAAUUAUGGGCCGUUGUUUAGGUAUGUAUUGUAG